GUAUUUAAACGGUAUCACCGCAUCGACAUCCGAAACACUGCUGGCCGGUUGGUCGCACUGCGCCUAUUCAGCGUAUCGCCAUUCAGCCAUUGGCCCAGCGCCUUCCUAGUUCCUUGUAUUGUUUUCGUCCCAUUUUAUAACGACUGAUGGUUAUGUUUUGUAGGUAGUUUGAAUUUUCAAAAUCUCAUCACAUAAUAAAUAAUAAUAUUAUUAUUUACUAUACAUUAUUCACUUACAUGGACAUGAUCGGCGUUUAGAGUACAUUGUAGUUCGACGUCCCCGAGUCCGCGUCGUUCCGACCAACAACCGUCUAUAACAUAAAAUUAUACCAAUUCAACAUGAACAACCAAACAAGUACAACAGAUUCAACAUUUAAAAUGCCAAUGGCACCUCCAGUUUAUCCUUCACAAUCCGAAGCUUUACUCUUUCAAGACAUUAUAGAAGAGAAAACUAUUGCACUUCACAGUAUAUUGAAUGAUUUUUUGAAGGUCCAUCCUUAUCGUAAAUUUGAUAUUGAAUUUAAUAUGUUUUUAAAACGUGUAAAACGCAUUAUCAUUGAUGGGCAUCGUGCUGGUGCUAAUGUCUCUCGAAUUACCAAUUCAUCACAUAUCGCUCCACUUUACGCUAGGCCAUCAGCAAGUUUCAAUUAUAGGCCAUCUACAACUCUACGAGGAUGA
Molecule: messenger RNA, 677 nt
Organism: Acyrthosiphon pisum (pea aphid)
Lineage: Eukaryota; Metazoa; Arthropoda; Insecta; Hemiptera; Aphididae
Exons: 3
Coding region: 339-677 (112 amino acids)
Source: RefSeq, a predicted model, not a curated record